CGAGACCGUGGUUAAUGAAGCACGGCAACGUAUUCACGUACCAGCACUACGAUCUUUGGUGAGAACAGUAGCGAAGAAAUGUCAACAGUGCGCUGUUUACAAGGCUCGACCAGCUAUUCCCAGGAUGGCACCGCUACCGGUGGCCCGAUUGUCGUCGCAAGUCCGUCCCUUUUCGAACGUAGGGCUGGACUACUUUGGUCCGUUAAUGGUGCGAGUUGGAAGGAGUAACGUGAAAAGGUGGGUAGCUCUCUUCACGUGCCUUACGGUGAGAGCCGUCCAUCUAGAACCUGUUCACAGCUUGACUACCGAAUCCUGCAUUGCUGCUAUACGCCGAUUCAUCGGCCGAAGAGGUGCCCCAGCCGAAGUGCACAGUGACAAUGGGACGAACUUCCAGGGUGCCGAGAAAAUACUUCGUCAACAAAUCAACUCCGGUGUUGAAGCCACAUUCACGAAUACUACCACAACGUGGCAUUUCAUUCCCCCGGCUGCUCCCCAUAUGGGUGGAGCUUGGGAAAGGAUGGUCCGGUCCGUCAAGCAGGCGUUGUUGGAAGCAUACCACGAUAAACUGGACGACGAGAAACUGCAAACACUACUGGUUGAGGCCGAAUCCAUCGUCAAUAGUAGACCGUUGACGUAUUUGCCGUUAGACUCCGCGGAGAGUGAAGCGAUUACCCCAAACCACUUCCUGCUGGGUAGUUCCGAUGGAGUAUGUCAGCCGAUCGUUGAAACGGAAUGCAGCAGCAAACUACUUAGCUACUCAUGGAGUCAGCUUCAGAAGCAGUUGAAUACGUUCUGGAAGAGGUGGACUCUUGAGUACCUGCCAACUCUGACGAAACGCACUAAGUGGUUCGGGGAGACGAAACCGAUCGAAGCUGGAGCCCUAGUAGUACUGGUAGAGGGCAGUAGGCGAAAUGGUUGGACCCGAGGUAGAGUCUUGCAGCUGAUAACAAACCCGGAUGGUAGAUGUCGCCAAGCGUUAGUACAAACUCGAGAUGGAGUAUUUCGUCGACCGUUGUCUCGCCUAGCAGUCCUGGAGGUUGGAGAUGGUUGCGGAACCGAGUCUACCGGAUUCCACCGGGGGGAGGAUGUUGCGGCAAGAGUGGAGAAAACCGAGUGCUGCCUGUAGCUGUCAUCAGAUUGACAUUUCGAUCUGGCAACAUUGACCGUUGGAGCGGGGGCAGAGUGAAAAUUUAUCUUUGUUGAGAAAGUACCGUUAUGAUAGUUUUGAGAAAAAGUACCACGCGACGCAACAGUAGAAAAGUUUGUUGAUUUAGUGCGGCAUUAAGAGGUUUUCGGUUGUUUUAAAGUUAGAAGAUUUGUGAACCUUUAUUGUACCAGCUGGAGGGACAAAUUCGUAGCCAGGACAAAUUUAGAUUUGCCUUUGAUCGAGGUGUAAAGCCAUUAUUGUUGUUGUGAACAUUUAGCGUUGCGGU
Messenger RNA from Uranotaenia lowii, 1433 nucleotides. RefSeq lists its product as uncharacterized. The record is from RefSeq and is a predicted model, not a curated record. Gene Ontology annotation, biological process: DNA integration. The transcript has 2 exons. Lineage: Eukaryota; Metazoa; Arthropoda; Insecta; Diptera; Culicidae. Gene Ontology annotation, molecular function: nucleic acid binding. The coding region runs from base 125 to 1126 and encodes 333 amino acids.